Recurvomyces mirabilis is the source of this 768-nucleotide messenger RNA. RefSeq lists its product as uncharacterized. The record is from RefSeq and is a predicted model, not a curated record. Bases 1 to 768 code for a protein of 255 amino acids. The transcript has 2 exons. NCBI's taxonomy places the organism in Eukaryota, Fungi, Ascomycota, Dothideomycetes, Mycosphaerellales, Teratosphaeriaceae.
AUGUACUCCUCCAAGACUAUCAUGGCCGCUGCGGUCGUUUUCGGUGCUCAGGCUUUGGCCUUUGAUAUGCCAGUCAGCUGGUCCUCCUGCUUCUCCCAGUACGGCGUAACCUCUGAGGCCGCUCUCUGUGUCCAGCCCACCGCUGGCCAGGUCAGCAGCUGCAUCGCUGCGUCCAACGCCACCACCGCCGCCGCCUACCAAGGAUGGGUUGACAGCUACUGCAUCGUCUCCAGCUCGUCCUCCUCUGCCAGCUCGACCAGCUCGUCUUCCUCCUCAUCAUCCAAGACCAGCACCGUCUCGACCACUUCAACCGUCAGCACGACCUCCAGCAAGUCCAGCUCCACAACCGUGUCUUCCACCAGCAGCAAGUCUUCCAGCAGCGUCAGCUCGGCCACCACCCCAGUGACCACCACCACCCAGGUCACUACGAUCACCACUACCAGCCCAUGCCCAUACACCACCUCCGCCACAACCACCUACACAUCCACCUCCGGAACUGUCACAACCGUCAUCACCACCACAACCCCAGUGACCAAGACCAGCAGCACCGUCAUCACCUCCGUGAUCACCAAGCCAGUGACUUACACCAAGUCAUUCGCUACCGGCACUGGCACUGGCUCGCUCACCAAGACCAGCAACGGCACCAGCACCUGGUCCGUCCCAACUGCCACCCCCAGCGGCCCAGUGCCAUACACCGGUGGUGCCUCCGGCCUCGCCGCCGGCAGCAUGAUCGCCCUCAUCGGUGCCUUCGCUGCUCUCAUGCUCUAA